Molecule: messenger RNA, 2407 nt
Organism: Cryptomeria japonica (Japanese cedar)
Lineage: Eukaryota; Viridiplantae; Streptophyta; Pinopsida; Cupressales; Cupressaceae
Exons: 3
Coding region: 229-2148 (639 amino acids)
Source: RefSeq, a predicted model, not a curated record
GCGAGCCUCUACAAAAAGGUCACAAAAUUUAGAAACACGGCCAUCAAUGGUCAAAGCUAGGCACAUCAGCUGCUCACAAACUGAGGUUUAAGAAAGCAUAGGUGGUCUGAGGAAGGAUUGGAAUCCUCAUGACACAACAAUAUGGCUACAGGUGAUUAUAUGAAUUUUAACAGCGAACAAGACGGGCCAUAUUUGGAGACUCGGAGAAGAAGCAGUUAGGCAGCUAGCAUGGAGUUUAAUUGGAAUAACCCUAGCAAACAAGAGGAAAUAGAGAAGCUUAUUCAAGAGCAAAGCAUUCCAUCUUCCAUGGCAUUUGAUUCAAAUUGGUAUAAUCCAGGCAUACAAUUGGACAACAUCUUUCCAGAAUUAGUUUACGCCAACCGCAUAAACCAGGAGACGUUUGCAGACAAAAUAAAUCAAGUGCAAAACUGUCAUACAUGGGGAUGGCUGAAUGAAAACAAACAGGAGAUGUUUGCAGACAAAAUAAAUCAAGUGCAAAACUGUCAUACUUGGGGUUCAACCUAUUUGGAUGGAGGUCAAAAUUUCCACAACUUGAACACACACGGAAACAACCAAUUACAAGAGUCUUAUUUCCAGAAGGGCUUGUUCAACAGGGACAGUGACCCUAACCCUAUUUCAGAUAUGACAAGGUUACAUGUGGAGGCAUUUUCUAACCAAAACAUUCAAGAUAUUUCUCACCAUUCAGGUAGAGGUCAUAAUGUAGAGAGCUUUAGGAAACCUACCUUUCAAUUUCCCCAGUAUACAGAUAGCACUCUACCUUCAGUUACAUGGCCAGAGGUGCAGCCAUUUUCGCACAAAAGUAUCCAAUCUCAACCAUGUCCACAGCCUUCAGGCAGCGGUCUAGAUAUGGAGGACUUUUCCCGGACUUCUUCUACAUGGACAAAGGUGGAGACCUUUUCCAUUAAUGGCAUUCCCUACCAACAUUGUCCAGAUAUCUCUAGUGCAGGUGGUAAUAUGGAAGCUUUGUCCAACAUAACCACUCAAGCUCAAAAAUUCCAAGAUAUCUCACGGUCUUCAGGUGGGGUUCCAGAUAUGGAACCCUGUUCCAACACUACCAUUCCAUUUCAACAAUGCCCACAUAUAGCACAUUCUUCAGGUGGGGUUCCAGAUAUGGAACCCUGUUCCAACAAUACCAUUCCAUUUCAACAAUGCCCACAUAUAGCACAUUCUUCAGGUGAAGCUCCAGAUAUGCAAUUAUUUUUCAACAGUAGAUUUCAGACACAAAGCUCUGUUUCUUCUGGUACAACAAAUUUGGAUCCAAACCAACAAUGCCUUGACAUUGAAAGAAAUGCGAGCAUACGUUCCAAGGAAAACAAUAAACCUGCGAUGGAAUCUUCAAAACCCAAGCAGUCUAGGAUCAGAUGGAGUUUGAAUGAGACCAAUGAUCUUGUCGAGUACAGGACAGAAAUAGAUGAAAUGUUCAAGUGUGGCAAAUGGUCACAAGAACAUCUUUGGGACAAGAUAGCUUCCAAAUUGAAUUCCAAAUACACAUUUCGCCAUAAUGGUUUAAGAGGCAAAGCGUGUUUUAAAAAGUGGAGCAAACUUCUGCAGGAGGUCAAGAGACUGAAGAAGGAAGGGCAAACAAUGGAAGGUUAUAUGAAGGGUGUGGAAUGCUUUGAUGGGAAUUCCAAUCACAACCCAAAUGAGCUAGCAUGGAUUUUGGAGGAGACCUUAAAUCUUGUACUGUGCAGAAAAGAAAUGGAUGCAAAAUUCAAGAUAUUCAAGGACAAUUAUGCAGGUCUCUGGGAAGAAAUUUCUCGCAGAUUGAAAUUCAAUCAAAACUGUGAUAAGACCCCAAGUUCCUGUUCAGAGAAAUGGGAUAGAAUACUUGAGGAAUACAGUGCAAGCAAGAGUAAGGGCGAGCCAAUUCAAGGAUACUUGAGGAUUGUGGAAACCAUUUUGGAAAAAGAUAGGAGUGUCAUUAUAAAUUUUGGGACUGCAAACAGGAAAGUUUUUAUUUAUGAAACAGCAACAACUGAGAGUAUCAAGCAAGCCAUCAAAUGGACAUUUGGAUUAGAAACAUCUUUCUGGUUGGAAGAUGAGGAAGGAAUUGUUCAGCCAGUACACAGUGGUAUGCCUUUGAAUAAAGUCUACAGCAUUUGCCUUUCAAGAAGACCGUGGAAUUAAGAUCUUUAUUCUCAGUCAAUGGUUUAGAUAUGUUUGUUUCACUAAAUGAUGUUUUUCUAUAGUUACUUAUAAAUCUGAGAAUGACUACUUGUUAUAUUCAUCAUAAUUGUCAAACAUUAUAGUUAUCAUGUAUUGUCUAGAACAGUCUGAAUUCAUUCCAGUGAUGUUGAACCUUUGCUAUAUUUUGUUAUAUCACUUCUACAGUGCCAUAGAUAGAUAUACAACUGUAAUCCUAAAGAACUUUUCAUGCUAUAUACAA